UUUGAGGUGGUGAGAGGCACCGACUGUGCCCGGGGCUCAGCUUGCAGCCAGGAGCUCAGCUGGCUCUCCGUGCUCUGGGGAGGUCAGAGACAACACUGACAGCCCGUGUCUUCUUCAAACACAGGGUGAGAUGAAAAGACGCUUCGUUUGGUCAAACCACUGCUGUGGACACGGAGAGACAGCGUGCGGAGCUGUGCGGUGAGGACCAAAGGUGUGCAUUCUCAGGUCAGAAAACCCGGAGCGCUUGACCUCCCUGCUGCCUACAUCAAAGCCCCAGGAUAUGCAGAAAUUUCCUGAGGGCCCGACCCGCCACCAUGAGGUUCUGCCUGCAGAGAUUCAGUCGCCGGGGGCAGGCUGCCCGAUGGCUCUUGCUUUUGGCGGGGCUGCUCUUCUUCCUCUUCGCCCUGUCUUCCUUUAUUAAGGAACCUACUACAAAGCCUGCCAGGCAUCAGAAUAUAGAGAAUAGUAAAGAAAGGUCUUCCAAGUCACCACAAAGGGCCACGUCCCCGGCACCCACAAUGGGAAGGAGAACCACCAUCCGCGUAGGGUCAGCGCAGGAGAUCAGCACACUGGACACGCGCCCCGAGCGCACGGCCCGCACCACGGCCAGAGAGCCCGGCACAGAAAGGACAGCGUUACUCAACAGUCAGGACAGAAAGGACGUCAUGAUGGACACGCUGCCCCCGAGAAGUCAGGACAGGGGGAUGGCCUCCAACAGGACACAGUCACUAUCACCGAAGAGUCAGGACACGAGGACAACCGAAGGAAGGAGGGACCAGAGCGAGAGGCCGACAGCCGCAAGGACAGUGUCAGCAAAGGCUUGGGGCAGAUCGGUGGCACCCACAGCGAGAACACCCAUUCCAGGGGUUCGGGCUGAGGUGCCGACCACCGCAGGAGCAGGGUCAACCGGAAGAAGGACAAAAGGAGUGAACUCAUCGGUGGUCCCACCCACGAAGAGAGCCUCGGCCACCCCACGCUCUGCCCCGUCCCAGAGCCCCACCACGCAGGGAGGCCCGAGGCUGCAGGCCAUCAACUUCAAGUAUGAGCCCAAGUGGGAUUUUGAGGAAAAAUAUAGCUUGGAUGUGGGGGGCCUACAGACGGCCUGCCCCGACUCCGUGAAGGUGAAAGCCUCCAAGUCACUCUGGCUCCAGAAUCUCUUUCUGCCCAACCUCACCCUCUUCCUGGACUCCAGCCACUUCAACCUGAGUGAGUGGAGCCGCCUGGAGCACUUCAAGCCACCCUUUGGCUUCAUGGAUCUCAAUUACUCCUUGGUGCAGAAGGUGGUGACACGCUUCCCCCCAGUGCCGCAGCAGCAGCUGCUCCUGGCCAGCCUCCCUGCUGGGAGCCCCCGGUGUGUCAGCUGUGCCGUGGUGGGUAAUGGGGGCAUCCUGAACAACUCCCACAUGGGCCAAGAGAUAGACAGCCAUGACUACGUGUUCCGCUUGAGCGGAGCUGUCACUAAGGGCUACGAACAGGACGUAGGUAUUCGGACCUCCUUCUAUGGCUUUACUGCCUUCUCCCUGACCCAGUCACUUCUGGCUUUGCACAACCGGGGUUUCCAGCACGUGCCUGUGGGGAAGGAUAUCCGCUACCUGCACUUCCUGGAAGGCCUCCGGGACUAUGAGUGGCUGGAAGCACUGCUUCUGAAUCAGACCCUGGCGAAACAGAGACUUUUCUGGUUCAGGCGCAGGCCCCAGGAGGCUUUUCGGGAUGCCUUGCGACUGGACAGAUACCUGCUGCUGCACCCAGACUUGAUGCGAUACAUAAAGAACAGGUUUUUGAGGUCUAAGACCCUGGACACCGUCCACUGGAGAAUAUACCGCCCCACCACUGGGGCCCUCCUGCUGCUCACUGCCCUUCAGCUCUGUGACCAGGUGAGUGCCUACGGCUUCAUCACCGAGGGCCAUGAGCGCUUCUCUGAUCACUACUAUGACAUAUCAUGGAAAAAAACAAUCUUUUACACCAACCAUGACUUCAAGUUAGAGAGAGCGCUCUGGAAGCGGCUGCACGAUGAAGGUAUAAUCCGGCUGUACCAGCGUCCUAUAACUUCCAAACCAAAGAUCUGACAGGGACCGGGCUGCAGCAGCCGUCCUGAGGCAUAGACCAGGCUCCAACCCCCACCCUCCCACACCGACUUCUGAGGGGCACGUCUGUACAGAGGAGCAGAUGCCCGCAAGACAGCAAACGACUGAGACUUUGGAGACCUUGGGAAGUUGCGGGGGCGGCGGCAGGGGGCGCCUCUCUUGAGACCAAGGAAUUUUAACUAAGUGGGGUGAUGAGUGGUCAAUACCACAAAUCUCUGCCGAAAAUCGCCCUUCACUGUCCAAAAGCUUUUUGGCACAGAGGAAAGAGCCCGAGUUUACAGAAACAUAGAUUUGGAUUUGAAUUCCAGAUCUACUUAGCAACUGUGAUAUCUUGAAGGUGUUACUUAAUUUCACUCUAUAUUGUCUAGAGGACCCGCCCAGGGGUUAUCUGAUUCUAGAAGGGUCUGCACCUUUCCUUGUCUUUGAGCUUUUUGACAACUCUCUGGGUGAUAGAAAACGGGUAGGAAUAAAAAUGAUUCUUGUCCACGGUGAUGCAAAUAAAUUUUGUACAGUAAAGAUGCAAGUAAUUAUUCCGCUGUGAAUAGUGACCCAUUUUGUACCUAUUAGCAAACUCACUUCAGCAUUCCUGAUUGUCUCUAGCCUGUGGGUCUGCACUGUGGGUUCUCCUUGGAACCAAUUUUUACAUCUUACUACUUCCUUCAUUAAUUAAUGAGUGAAAUAAAAUCUUUGACAUAUGUUAAUUUUAUAUUUCUAUGAAAGUCACUAUUUUACCCCGAAAAAAAAAAUCCCUUAACAUUUCGCCAGGCUACUGUUUUCUAGUCUGUAACAUGACUUUUAGGGGAUCCGUUUCACAAGGAUUUUAGAAAAUGACUGCAUGCAAAAUGCCUGACUAGGAACUAGUUUUACUUCCCCUUUCAUUCUUCUAGUCUCCCACCAAGCUGCAUUUUCUCAAACCCUACGAUGAGAAUUUGGGCUAAACCAAAGCUAUUUCAGUUCAUCUUACUUUCUUUGAGCUCUAUGGCCAGAAUGUAGACUCUGAAGCCCAGGAGAACUCUACUGACGCUAAACAGAAUACGGGCACUUGGCGAGGGCAUGAAGGCAAACAAACAAGGAGGAGGAGGAGGAGGAGGAGAAGAAGAACAAGAACAAGAAAGCGUCCUUUUAGACUUAAUACUCUGGGUUCAAAAGCUAAUCCCAACAGGAACGGAUUUGCUUAGCUCAAGAACGGUGCAGUACCCAGCUCGGGGCGGCAGGUGGCGGCAUCUCUGCGCUGAUCCUCCGCGGGGGCCGCCUUUCCUUUUUCAGGUUUCCCUAGCUCCUUUUACAUGUUUACUCUAUCAUAUGGAUUUUAGUAUCUCGGAAAGGAUGACUCAAUGUAAUAAAUUUGUCAGUUAUCCCCAAAUAAAUUUAUGAAUGUAAUGCAAUUCUAAUAGAAAUACCAAAAUAUUUUUCUAGAUCCUGAACGGAUACUAAAAUUCAUAUGAAAGAAUAAACAUGUAAGGAUAGCUAGGAAAAACUGGGAAAAAAGGCUAUGACGGAGGUCUAGCUCUACCAAGUAUUAGCACGUACUAUAAAGUCUCCAUUAUUAAAAACUGAUUCUGCUGCAUAAAUAGACAGACGACCAGAGGAAUGACCAGGUACAUGCGGAAAUCACUGGGUCAAAAUAGAUUUUGUGACUAAUGGUGCUCAGACAACCAGAUGGCCAUUUGGAAAGAGAUCAAACUAGAGCUGUAACUUGCAGCACACACAGGAAUGAACUCCCGAUGGUCAGAGAUCUAAGUGUAAAAUAUGCAAUGAGUACUAAGAUUGUAUGGGUGAAUCUCUUAGACUAGGGUAUAGGAAAGUUUUCUAAAUAUGACUCUAAACCUAGAAGCAAUAAAAGAUUGAUGAAUUUGACUACAUAAAAAAUUUGAUAAAAUUUAGUCUGGCAAAAAAAAAAAAAAUCACCACAAGGCCAAAAACAAAUUUAAAAACUGGAAAAAGUACUUGCCACAUAUAUCAUGGAUUAAGGGUGAAUAUCUCUAAUGCAUCAAAGACUCACUAAUGAAAGGAAAUAUGAUAAAAAAAACCCAAUAGAAAAAUGGGCACGAACACAAACAGCAACAAUUCCCUCAAAAAAGAUACAAAAGUGGCCCUUAACCAUGAGAAAAAAGACACUCAACUUGACUCAGAAUAAGAGAAAUAUGAAUUGAAAUUACUCUGAGAUGGGCAGCCGGUUAGCUCAGUUGGUUGGAGCGCAG
Hipposideros armiger (great roundleaf bat) is the source of this 4285-nucleotide messenger RNA. RefSeq names its product ST6 N-acetylgalactosaminide alpha-2,6-sialyltransferase 1 (gene ST6GALNAC1). The transcript is spliced from 10 exons. Bases 315 to 2066 code for a protein of 583 amino acids. Gene Ontology annotation, molecular function: alpha-N-acetylgalactosaminide alpha-2,6-sialyltransferase activity. Gene Ontology annotation, biological process: oligosaccharide biosynthetic process. The record is from RefSeq and is a predicted model, not a curated record. Lineage: Eukaryota; Metazoa; Chordata; Mammalia; Chiroptera; Hipposideridae.